Capsella rubella is the source of this 1245-nucleotide messenger RNA. RefSeq names its product cytochrome b-c1 complex subunit Rieske-2, mitochondrial. Bases 150 to 974 code for a protein of 274 amino acids. Gene Ontology annotation, molecular function: quinol-cytochrome-c reductase activity; 2 iron, 2 sulfur cluster binding. The transcript has 2 exons. Gene Ontology annotation, cellular component: membrane. The record is from RefSeq and is a predicted model, not a curated record. Gene Ontology annotation, biological process: mitochondrial electron transport, ubiquinol to cytochrome c. Lineage: Eukaryota; Viridiplantae; Streptophyta; Magnoliopsida; Brassicales; Brassicaceae.
AUUUUAAAAGGAAUAUCCCGAAAGAAAAAAAACAUUUUUUUGUUGUAAAGGACUGAUCUUUGUGUUUGCAUAUCGGUCAUCCCUAACCUUAGGAUUGUGUCCUUGCUCUGAGCGAAACCCUAGAUUCGACCAUUUCCCAUUGAGCAGAGAUGCUGCGAGUAGCAGGAAGGAGGCUUUUGUCUGUUUCGCAGAGAUCUUCGUCUGCGACCUCCUUCGUCCUCUCCCGUGACCAUACCCUUUCCGAUGGCGGCAACUCCUCUUCCGCCCCUAGAUCUGUCCCUUCUGCUGAUUUCUCAUCUUUCAAUUCUUACCACCGAAGCCUUAUCAGAGGUUUCUCUUCCCAAGUCAUUGCUCAAGGAAAUGAGAUAGGUUUUGGUUCAGAAGUUCCAGCCACCGUGGAAGCUGUCAAAACACCUAACUCAAAGAUUGUGUAUGAUGACCAUAACCAUGAGCGUUACCCACCUGGUGACCCUAGCAAGCGUGCAUUCGCUUAUUUUGUUUUGUCGGGUGGAAGGUUUGUUUAUGCCUCUGUUAUCCGUCUUCUUGUUCUGAAGCUUGUUGUGAGCAUGUCUGCAAGUAAAGAUGUCCUGGCCCUUGCAUCCCUUGAGGUUGACCUAGGGAGCAUCGAACCAGGAACGACUGUUACAGUCAAGUGGCGUGGUAAGCCUGUCUUCAUCAGGCGAAGAACAGAAGAUGACAUCAAACUGGCCAAUAGCGUGGAUGUUGGAUCCCUGAGGGACCCACAAGAAGACUCGGUUAGGGUCAAGAAUCCAGAAUGGUUAGUCGUGGUUGGAGUCUGCACUCAUUUGGGGUGCAUCCCCUUGCCUAAUGCUGGUGAUUAUGGAGGUUGGUUUUGUCCGUGUCACGGUUCACAUUACGAUAUCUCUGGACGAAUUCGGAAAGGUCCUGCACCAUACAACCUUGAAGUACCGACGUACAGCUUCCUGGAAGAGAAUAAGUUACUCAUUGGUUAAUGAAUAAAGUACAAGAGAAGAGUCAGUGUCUUGGUCUGAAUGAUCUUAAUAUGUUUUUGUUUUGAUAUUUUCCCGGCAUUUUAGCGUGCAAGUUCGCUUUCCUCACACUACUGGUCUCUCAGCAAGAUUGUCUUGUUUUGCUGAAUAAUACAAACUUGUCAUUUGUAUGACUUAGUAUCUCUAUCUGUCCCAUCUGGUGAAAGACAUUGUUCAUAGUCUCUGUCUAUUAUUUGAAAAGAAUUUUUGAAUAGUAUCAUGCCUAUUUUUCUUA